UUGAUGUCGUAGUAAAACAUCAAAUACAAAGUCGUUGUUUCUCUUUCUUUAAGUCUAUUUAACCAAAAUGUGGUUCCCUCAGUACAUUUAAAAAAACAUAAAGACCCUGAAAAUGAGAGCAGCAGAAUAAGAAAAAUUCAGAGAUUAGAGAUAAAGAAAAACAACAAGAAGAAAUGGAGAUGAUGAACAGCAGAUGGGUAGGAACAGUAGCAAGUAUAUGGAUACAAUUAAGCGUAGGAGCAUCCUACGUAUUUGGUGUCUACUCACCAGUUCUUAAAUCAAGUCAAGGUUAUGAUCAAUCAACUCUUGAUUCUGUUGCUGUUGCUAAAGACAUUGGAGCAAAUUUUGGUCUUCUCUCUGGUUUUCUCUACUCAGCUGUUGUAUUCACCUCAUCAACAUCAGCUUCCUCAUCAGCUUCAUCGUUAUGGUUCAAGAGGAAAAUUGGGGGUCCAUGGAUUGUGAUAACAGCAGGAGCAAUUCAAUGUUUCAUAGGGUAUUUUUUUAUGUGGCUUGCUGUUACUGGAAUCAUACCGAGACCACCGGUUCCAUUGAUGUGUUUGUUUAUGUUUCUUGCUGCUCAUGCUCAGACUUUCUUCAAUACUGCUAAUGUUGUCACUGGUGUUCAGAAUUUCCCUGAUUACAAAGGAACAAUUGUUGGGAUUAUUAAGGGAUUUCUUGGUCUAAGUGGAGCAAUACUAAUUCAAGUGUACCAAACAAUAUUUGUAGACAAACCAAGUUCAUUCCUUCUUAUGCUUGCAUUAGUACCAACCAUUAUUCCUCUCUUGCUCAUGUUUUUCAUCAGAACCAGUGACAUCCCUCCAUCACCAACUAAAAGCUUUAUUUCCACUGAGAAAGAUAGCCUAAAUGGAUUUUCAAUCAUUGCACUCUUACUUGCUCUAUAUGUUAUGAUCCUAAUCAUCUCUCAAAAUGUCGUUACAUACGGGAUAAAUACGCGCAUAAUUACGUUCACUAUUCUUCUCAUAGGAAUUUUAUCACCAAGUGUCAUUGCAUUUAGAGCUCAUCUUACUGACUCCAGAAGUCAAUAUUCCUCAAUUGAUGAUGCAUUGUUGAUCAAUGAAGAAAAUCGAGAAUUGGUACUUACUGGAAAUUAUGAUAACAAGAGGGAGAUAGUGCUACUAGAUGAGAAAGUACCACAUUUGAAUCUUUGGCAGGCAUUGCGGACAGUAAAUUUUUGGUUACUAUUUUCAGCAAUGGCAUGUGGAUUAGGUUCAGGAAUGGCAACAGUAAACAAUAUAAGUCAAAUUGGUGGAUCUCUUGGUUACACAAGUGUUGAAACAAGAACUUUGGUUUCUUUGUGGAGUAUAUGGAACUUUUUAGGUCGAUUCGGAGCCGGCUUCGUUUCUGACUACUUCUUACAUUUGAAGGGUUGGGCAAGACCAAUCUUCAUGGUAGUAACAUUAGCAGGUAUGGGUUUAGGUCAUCUGGUUAUUGCAUCAGGUUUACCUGGUGCAUUAUAUGCAGGUUCAACAGUGAUGGGCAUAUUCUAUGGUUCACAGUGGUCAUUGUUUCCUACAAUAUGCUCUGAAAUUUUCGGCGUAACUCAUCUUGGUACGAUAUUUAACACGGUUGCGCUAGCAAGUCCUGUUGGAUCAUACAUUUUAUCUGUGAAAUUAGUAGGAUUUAUCUAUGACAAAGAAUCCUCGUUGAAUGCCAGCGGGCAUGUUAGUUGCGUCGGUAGUCAUUGCUUCAUGGUAUCUUUCAUUAUAAUGGCUGGUGUUUGUGUAUUAGGGUGUGGGCUUGCAUUGAUUUUGUUCUUUAGGACUAGAAAAUUUUACCAAGAUGUUAUCUACAAAAAAGUAAAGCAUUGAGGUGGACCAGGUGGUGAAACGGUGAAGGUUACUAAUUUUUUUUGGGUGGAAAAGAGGUGAAUUCUUUGUAAUGCUUUUGUCAGUUGAAUUUUGUAUUUUUAAGGCUGAAUUGUAUGUAACUGUGUUAUCAAAUCUUGAAGUAACACUACUGUUCUUUUGGGGGUU
Molecule: messenger RNA, 1994 nt
Organism: Papaver somniferum (opium poppy)
Lineage: Eukaryota; Viridiplantae; Streptophyta; Magnoliopsida; Ranunculales; Papaveraceae
Product: protein NUCLEAR FUSION DEFECTIVE 4-like
Exons: 2
Coding region: 174-1829 (551 amino acids)
Biological process (GO): transmembrane transport
Cellular component (GO): membrane
Molecular function (GO): transmembrane transporter activity
Source: RefSeq, a predicted model, not a curated record